Molecule: messenger RNA, 440 nt
Organism: Anneissia japonica
Lineage: Eukaryota; Metazoa; Echinodermata; Crinoidea; Comatulida; Comatulidae
Product: mothers against decapentaplegic homolog 4-like
Exons: 2
Biological process (GO): regulation of DNA-templated transcription
Molecular function (GO): protein binding
Source: RefSeq, a predicted model, not a curated record
GAGCUUACGGACGAGGUAUAUUCUCAACUCAACGAUAUAGAUGCAGAUUGUUGGGCAAAGGUCUACUUUUUGGAGAAGCAUUGUCGGCUGACAGAAUUUAGCAUCAAAUCACCGUCACUUAUCAUUGAUGGGUAUCGAUUCCAGUACCCCGGCAGGCUUGGUUUUGGUAUUUUGAGAAACCCGCUACGAGACCAACAGACGGAAAAAGUGCGAGCACACAUAGGAAGAGGAGUGCAGCUGGAGGUUGAUCAGGAAGGCAAUGUUUGGGCAACUCGACUAGGGAAGAACGAAGUGUUUGUCAAGGGAUCUUUUGAACCGCAAGACCAUUGUCUGUCACCAGCACUCGUCGAGAAUAUGGGUCAUUUGGAAGUUAAUCAACCGUUAAAAGUAAUAUUAUAUUUUAAACAAAUCAUCAUUAAUUAUUAUUAACAAUAUUUAUA